GCUAAAGUGCAUGUCCUGGGAAGGAAACAAGGAAAUAACCUUGGAAGAGUGAGCACAGUAGAAUAGCACGCUUGACCAUGUUUUUUUCUGGGACCGUAUCACAGCGGUUCUUUAAUUUUUAUUUUUCCUUUCGGAUUUUUCUGACCUUAUAACAGUUUGGUUAAGGCGCCUAAAUUAUUAAGAUACACGAGCUCAGGUGUAGCUUAUUGGAAGUGAAAUGAGGGUUUAGAGUUGGAGUAUUAAUUGAUAAAAACUGAUGUGUUGUGUCAGAGCACACAGCUUUGUCUGCUUCAUCUAGAGCGCCCGCCCAUGGGCUUUCUUUGGAGCGAUAGUGGGAGAUUGAUCCCAGUCUCCGGGAUUUACCGUGGAAAAAAACACAGCCUGUUCUGCUCUCCUUUCAGAGAAGAGGAAGCCCAUUCGCCAGGACUUAUUCCAGCUCGGCUCCGAACUCCAAAUCUCUCGGAUCUAUAAGAGCUUCACGUUUGGUCUUAAAUUUUUAUAUUUAUUUAUUUUUGGCUGAUCAGGUAUCCAAAUACGCGCAAGUCACGCUGGACUUUUCCUGAGGAGGCUGCGUGCGGGGUCGCCUCCGCAGUCUUGGAUGCUUAGUAAGCUGGUAGUGGUGGGUUGGGUCGUGGUGGUGCUUGGCACACGUCGUCAUCGAUAAAACAGAUAGGUGAAGGUGAGAGGAAGCGUCACCAGAGGCUUAGGGAAAGUCGCUCACCAGACAAUCACCGGACUCGCCGGCUCUGGAUUUGACUCUCGAGACAACCCACCGGGAGCUUUUUUUUUUCUUUUUUUUCUUUUUUUUUCUCUCUGUCUUUCCCCCCACAGGGAAUUCAUACGCCUUUCUGAUUCAGGACUAGUUGUUGACCACACUGCCAGACCCUCGCAGUCAUCCGCUCCUCAUCUACAAGGGGCGGGGGAGGGGGUAUCGGAGGUGGACACACAAUGGCAACCGGUGCGCUUCUGCUCGCCUGUGCGCUGCUUGCCGGUGUUUCUGUGGCUAAGAGAGUGGUAACGGUGCAGACUGGACCGCUGAUUCGGACCGAGGGCUCCCUUGUGACCAUCUGGUGCAACGUGACGGGCUACAAAGAAGGAGUGCAGCAGGACUUUGAGUGGUCCAUGUACCUGGCAUCAGCACCGGAGCGAGAGAUUCGUAUUGUGAGCACGGCUCAGUCAAACUAUGCCUUUGCCCUGUAUUCCCAGAGGGUGAAUAAUAAGGAGAUCUUUGUGGAGAGGCUAAGCCGUGACUCUGCUGUGCUCCACAUCACCAAAGUGCUGGCCAGUGACCAGGGUCUGUUUGAGUGUUACACACCCAACACAGAUGGACAAUACUUGGGAUCCUACAGUGCGCGCACCAACCUCACUGUCAUUGCUGAUUCGUUGACAGUAACGGCUCCAGCUCAGACUCUGUCCAAAGUGGAGGGAGAUACCUUACAGCUUACCUGUGAGGUGUCCCGAACCUCAGUCCAUCACACUCACUUGUCGGUGGGUUGGUAUUUGAGGUCUCCGGAGGAUGCAGCCGCCCAGCCUCAGGAGUUGGUCACUUUGUCAAGGGACUUCGUUCUGCGCUCUGGAGGAACUUAUCGGCAGAGGAUGGCGGCGGGGGACCUCAGGCUGGAUAAAACGAGCACUACAUCCUACAGGCUGACCAUUCACAAGCUGCAGCCAGUAGACCAGGGACUGCUCUACUGUCAGGCGGCUGAGUGGAUUCAGGAUCCAGAUGGAAACUGGUUUGCUAUGACCCGCAAACAGAGCGACAAGACCCAACUCCGUAUACAGCCAACUGACCGAGACUUCAGCAUUCAGGUGAGCACGGAGCGACGGUCCUUCACGGCCGGUGAGCCGCUGGAGCUUCGCUGCACCAUAGAGGCGCAAAAUGUCCCCGAGCGUUUCUUCUCGGUGUCGUGGGUCUUCAGCAGCUCACCGGUGGCCGUGGUGGGCCCCAGUGCCGUGCCUGUCCUGGGCACAGAAUAUAUUGCCCGUGAAGCAGCUGGUCUCAUGACCGUGCGCAAAGAGAGUCCCAGUGUGCACCUGCUCAAGCUGCAGCGCUUGCGCCAGGAGGAUUCUGGGAAGUACAUCUGUCGCGUUACGGAGCGGGAGAAGACGCCAACUGGAGAUUUUAUCGACCGCAGCAAGAGGUCCCGCAAUGUCCAGAUCCUGGUCCAGCCUCUCAAGAGCAACAUCACUGUGUCAUUGUCCAGUAAUUCAUCAGAGGUCCAAGAGGGUGAUGGGAUCCAGUUGACCUGUUUGGUCCAAUCCACGUCGGGCCCCGUGUCUGUCAUCUGGCAGUGGCUAGACAAGCAAGGAACGGGACCGAUCCAGGAGGUGGCCUCAGUGGAUCGGGAGGGCACCAUCUGGCACAGCCCCACCUACAGAGAGCGCUCCAGUUAUGGGGAGAUCCGUGUUGAGAAAGUGCGGGCUGACAUGUUUUCUCUGUCCAUUUACAACUCCUUACCUGGGGACGAGGGUCAGUACUGCUGCACAGCAAGUGAGUGGCUUCAAAUCGGCACUGAACCGGAGCUAAGCUGGGAGAAGAUGGAAAAUAAAUCAGCUACCAAGACUGUCACUGUCAAAACAGUUGAGUCCUCCUUCAUGGUGUCGGCCUCUUCACGAACCCCAUCGAUAACCUUCGGAGAGUCCUUUGACCUCCUUUGCUUGGUUAAACCCCGUCAUAACCCACGAGUCCCCACGUCCGUCACCUGGCGCUUCAUGCCGGCUAGUACUCGAGCUGAAGUCGAGGAUCAGAAUGAUUUCAAGGACCUUGUGACUUUUACCCGAGAAGGCACUUUGCAGUGGGGAGAGCAGCUGCUUGGGUUGGGUACCCGCACCACAGUGGAUCGCUCCCACUCCAACACAAACUUCAGGCUGUCAGUCACCCGCGCAGGGCGUCGCGAGGCAGGAAAGUACCAGUGCACCGCUGUCCUGUGGAGGAGGAACUACGACAACAGCUGGAGCAGAGUGGCCAACCAAACCUCCAACCUGCUCGGCAUCAGUGUCCUACAGCCAGAGAGUAAGCUAAAAGUGCAAAAGAACAAUCAGUCUCAUGUGUACUUGGAAGACAACCGUGUCAGGAUCAAUUGCUCCAUCACCUCCCAGACCAGCCUGGACUCCCAGCAUGCUGUCCUGUGGUACGUAAGACGUGCAGCAGGGUCAGAAACGGAUGAGCUCCUGCUGAGGAUCGAACGCUCGGGGGCCUUCGAGUAUGGUGCCUAUGCAGAUGAGGAGAAACUCAGACUUCGCGUGCAGGCCGAAAGGCUUUCGCCUCGUCUCUAUGUGCUGACGCUGAACAGAGCAGAGAGCAGCGAUUCUGGGACAUACUACUGCUUGGUGGAGGAGUGGCUGAGAGACCCAGAUGGAGCCUGGUAUCGUCUGUCACGGGAAUCCUCAGGGUACACGCAGGUUUUGGUCAGACAGCCAGAGGCGCGACUGCAGGUGGAAGAAACAGAGUCAAACGUGACGAUAGCGGAGUCCAGUUCAGUCCGGCUGGACUGUAGCAUUUCCUCACAGUCUUCUCCGGACUCACGCUUAUCUGUUACCUGGUAUGUGGAGCGCUCUGAGGACGAGAACACAGAGGAUCAGCCAAGCGAGGAGGAGAGUAAGCGCGAGUGUGUGUUUACCAUCGCCCAUGACUUCGUAUUCAGAAAUGAAAACUGCAGCCCGCGGGAUGAAACAGGGCCAAAUUCCCGCUUGCAGUUUGAGAGGACAAACUCUGACCUGUACAGACUGACCCUUCAUGGAGUCCGGCCGACAGACGCAGGCCGGUACUACUGCCAUGUGGAGGAGUGGCUGCUCAACCCCCGCAAAAUAUGGUAUCGCCUAGCUGCCAAUAAUUCUGGGUUUACUAUUGUCAAUGUACUGCAGCAAGUGUCUACUAUCCACUCAGUGGUGUGCUCCAUCGACUCCCUCUUUUACUUCGUCUUCUUUUACCCCUUCCCCAUCUUUGGCAUCCUCCUCAUCGCCUUGCUUUUCGUGCGUUACAAAAAUCGCAACAACAGCAAGAGCCAAGAGGGAAAGAACGGCGCUCCUCUCCUGUGGAUUAAAGAACCUCACCUCAGUUACUCUCCCACCUGUCUCGAUCCGCCUGCGCUCAGCUUGCACCCCGGCUCAGUUGACUAAACAAAAGGAAGACCGCCCCACCACCCUCUUCCUGCACAUUGCGGACUCAGCCAACACAAUUCCAGGGAGCAGAUCUAGACUCCACCUUCAGACCUAACUGUCGUUAAAUGCUAUGUUGAAUUAGUCAUUUGAUCAGUUUUAAAAAUUUCACCCUGGUGGCUGUUUUAUGUUAAGAAAUUUGUGUGUGUGUGUGUGUGUGUGUGAACAAGAAUGGAUGUACCAUUUCAGCACGAUUAACUCUACAGUUUGACUACUGGUACUCCAAAUAUUUGUUUAUUUUUCAGAAGUAGAAAAAACAAUCCUGUGCAAAUGAGAUGGUGGGCCAAUCUGGGAAAAACAUUCAAGAGAAGUAACUCUAGGAUUGACUCGGGGAAUGAAAACAAAGUCUCUGAACUGAUCCAAGAGCAGCAACAGACUUGCCCACUAAUGUGGUUGCCAUAGCAAUUCUCUGCUCCCACUGACUUUGUAGCUGCUGACUUGGUUGCCAGGCUGCAAAGAGACAAAGGCUGGGACACACAAGUCUGUGUCCUAAGGAUGUGUGUUGGCCCACCUGCCUUCACAAUGCAUUUGCCUUGGCAGACUGAAACAAGUCCUGGUGUGCCACUUAAACACUGCCAGACACUCUGGCCUGAGUGAAAGACUAUCCCACUUUUCUCCUCUCCCUCCUCCUUGCUGAAUAGAGAUGGCGAGAGAAAGAAAAGGAGGCUGGAAAUUAUGGAGAAUAAAUGAACAGCUCUCCCCUACUGCGGAUGUGUGUAUUUUAAUAUAAGUGAUUUUUUUUCUUUUUUUUUUUUUUCCAGUGCCAAGUUUUCAUUUCCAUGCUGUCCUCUGCAGCUAAUGUUUGAAGUUUGAGAGAGAGUGAGGAAGCUGAUGGGUUCAGAGGCAGAUUGUAAAUGUCUGCUUAACUCCUGCUGUGGAUUUAUGAACCAUGUUGGCAGUUAAUCCUGAAAUCAGUUCAGCUGUCUUGGUUAAAUUACAGAUUAACUGAAUAAAAUUAAUGUCUUGUAUACUUCAAUAAGUCGCCCAGUAUGACCACUCCCUCCUAUUUUUAAUAUCAGAUGGAUAUUAGUUUUGAAAAAAAAAAAAAGAAGAACAAAAGACAAAUUUUUUAAGGGCCAAAUAAAGAUUGCUUAUGUGUAGAU
This is a messenger RNA of Melanotaenia boesemani (Boeseman's rainbowfish), 5261 nucleotides long. RefSeq names its product immunoglobulin superfamily, member 3 (gene igsf3). The record is from RefSeq and is a predicted model, not a curated record. The transcript has 9 exons. Lineage: Eukaryota; Metazoa; Chordata; Actinopteri; Atheriniformes; Melanotaeniidae. The coding region runs from base 949 to 4119 and encodes 1056 amino acids.